CUCGUUUUGAAUGUUACCGGAAGUGAUAAUUUUUUCAAAUAUUUCACAAAUAAGCGCUAAAAGUCAAUUAAAAUGUUGAGUUAACCAUCAUUAACAAAAGUAACAUAGGCGAAUGAACUAUAAUAAUAUUGUCCAUUGCUUUAGCACAAAAAUAUGAAGAUAUAGCCAUGACAAAUAAGCCAUUUAGGAUAAAAAUCAUCAGCAUGGGAAAUGCUGAAGUUGGAAAGAGUUGCAUCAUCAAAAGAUACUGUGAGAAGAGAUUUGUAAACAAAUACCUUGCAACUAUAGGUAUAGAUUAUGGUGUAACCAAAGUGAAGGUGAACGAAAGAGAUGUAAAAGUGAAUAUAUUUGAUAUGGCAGGUCAUCCAAUUUUCUAUGAGGUGCGAAAUGAGUUCUAUACGGAUACCCAGGGUGCAAUCUUAGUGUUUGAUGUUGGCAACACAGGGAGCUUUGAAUCCCUCGAGUUAUGGUUGAACGAGAUGAAGUCAAAUCUCACAAACCCUGCAGAAAUGGAAAACAUCAACUUUGUAGUAUGUGCAAAUAAGACUGAUAAGAAGAGGCAAGUGGAUGAGGCAGAUGGGAGACUCUGGGCAGACAGCAAGGGCUUUAAAUACUUUGAGACUUCGGCACAGAAUGGCGAUGGCGUACAGGAGAUGUUUCAGGCUCUGUUUGAAGGAGUCGUGGAUACAGUUGAAAAUGGUGGAAAGGUUCAACCAAUCGCAACACAGCUAGGUUAUACCAAAGAGCAAGCUGAGGCAGUGCAGAGGUUGAAAACUGCCAAAGAUAAUUAUGAGAGACUUGGACUCAGUAUGGGAUGUACAAAGGAUGAUAUAAAUAAAUCUUAUAGAAAACUGGCUCUAUUGCUGCAUCCAGACAAAAAUGUUGCCCCAGGGAGUGAGGCGGCAUUUAAACUGCUGGUGGCUGCCAGGACUGCUCUACUCAAGAACAUCAGAUAACAUCAAUGAACACCAGUCAGCGCUCACCAGUCACCAUGAAUUGUGCGAUUUCUUAAGACUAUUUAUUGUGGAAUUGUUCAUCAAGGAAGAUCAGUUGAAGAAAAAUAUUCCUGUUCUUUGGACUAUUUAUUCAGGAGUUCAGCUCAAUAGAGAGCCAUCUAACAAAGGAUAUUUUAACCAAUGCAGAUUGAAUGAAGAAAAAUUUUCCUGGUUUUACUGUAUGUAAUCAUUUAUUGGAUUUUGAGCUGAAGAAUGAACAAAUCUGCUUGAAAACAUUUCACAUUAAGAAUGUGAUGAAAUGUAUCUUCCAGUCAUAUAAAUUAUAAUCCAUCCACAGUAUAUCCGUCCAAACUCUAAACUGUAUGGGAUAUACAUGUAUGUCUUGCAUCAAAUUCCUGACCCCUACUUUCAAUAUUUCUUGCAUGAUUGACAAGAAAUUUGGAGGGUGGGAAGGCAGGUGCUGGAUGCAAGAUUAUGGAAUAUCUCUCUUAGAACUACUAUGAUCUCAUAUUUCUUAAAAUGCUACCUCUGCUAUGUAGUAUGUAGUAUAUUUUACACCUGUAAUAUGUAGUUAACUAUUUUACA
This is a messenger RNA of Owenia fusiformis, 1541 nucleotides long. The record is from the annotation of a GenBank genome assembly. Lineage: Eukaryota; Metazoa; Annelida; Polychaeta; Sabellida; Oweniidae.